This is a messenger RNA of Suillus subalutaceus, 2625 nucleotides long. RefSeq lists its product as uncharacterized. Bases 1 to 2625 code for a protein of 874 amino acids. The transcript has 12 exons. Gene Ontology annotation, molecular function: cysteine-type deubiquitinase activity. NCBI's taxonomy places the organism in Eukaryota, Fungi, Basidiomycota, Agaricomycetes, Boletales, Suillaceae. The record is from RefSeq and is a predicted model, not a curated record. Gene Ontology annotation, biological process: protein deubiquitination.
AUGCCUGGUGUCGUUGUUCUUCCUCCAUCACAUAGUCUCGUAGGGUUCGGUCCAGACACUCACAGCGGAGCACACUUGCCUCGACCUAUCAAUCCUCUCUUGAAUUCUCCAACUAUGCACAAUGGCUCUUCAUCUUCAGUAUCUGUUCUGGAGAUCAAGGAACAUGCUAAAAGUACUGCGGAACGCAGUAAAGGUUUUAGUGCCAAAUCACUCAUUGGGUCGGCCCGUUCCCAGAUGCAGCUGGCUCAGUCGAGGGACGCCGCUCGGGACCCAAAGGCAGCUCUACAUGCCCUCUACGUCGCAGCUAACCUUGUCACGACUUAUAUGAACCACCCCAGUUACGCCGCAGACAGGACUAAAGGGAACCCAAUUCACCAUGAGUUCCUACAGUUCUUCCAGGAAAACAGUGCUUCUCUGAACCGUAUCAAAACCCUCGAGGCGGAAAUUGAUCUUGAGAGAUCGACUACAACUGUCUCACCUCAUCAGGGAGAAUUAUCCAGUAUAACGUCGCUCGCGGAUCGGAUGAAGAUGCUUAGUCAAAAUGGAUUCGUCGACACUACGACGAAACGUUAUUCACGGGAAAUCCCCCCCUGGGACUCCCCCUCCCCUGUACCUGCCAGAUUUAGCUCCGCUCUAAUCGACCCACCUUCACCAUACGCAGUCGUCCCACCGUCGUCAUUGGGCCCACCGUCACCGACGUCUACCGAAUCGUCAGAGACGGGCCUUGAUCAAGUUGCGUUCGGUGCUGCUGAAGUCGCUGGAGUCAAUGAAGUAGAGGAACGAAAUGCAGAGAAGGAUAUGGGAGGUACACCAACAUUCGAACCAGCUUCGCGCCCCUGGAAACCUACAAUAAAUGGCGCGCUGUCUGGCAUACCCUCAUCGCCUGAGCGCCGGUUUCCGGAAUUGCUGAUCGACCCUUCAGGGAGAACAUUUGAAUCAUCUGAGCGCCCCUGGAAACCUACGAUAAAUGGCGCGCUAUCUGGCAUACCCUCAUCACCUGAGCGCCGGUUUCCGGAAUUGCCGAACGAUUCCCCAGGCUAUAGUCGUCCUGAUAGUACGCCCCGCACACCUCCCGUAAUACCCCAUUCUCUCACAAACAGUUCUGCACCGAUACAAUACCCCUCCUUCUCAACCACAAGUACUUCCUCUGCUUCCAGGUCAGGGGCCACGUCCUUAAUCUCUCGGCCCCCAGCGAUUCCACCGCAGGCGAGCAUCAACCACUCUCCACUUGUCCGGAGGCGAAGCGACUACGUCGAACAAGGUAGUGCUAGUGCGUCGUUUAGCGCCCGCCUCCCCAUCGAUUACCCCGAUCUACCUCAUUCUCACAUUAUUCGCCCUCCCCCUCCGGUCGCUUCCUCCUCGUUCCAGCGGCAUCAUUCGCACUCGCAGUCAUAUUCCGUUAGUACACUUAAGGAGCCUCCCAAGCCGCCUACAAUAGCCUCUACUUAUCCCGUGACAUACUGGUCUGACAUGCAAAUUGUCACGGUUGGCCUCAAGAAUUUGGGAAAUACAUGUUACAUGAAUGCUACAAUUCAGUGUCUCAGUGCCACGGUGCCAUUUGCGAGAUUCUUCACUGGUAUGAAUAAGGCCGGUGGAAGAAGGCUGUCAACUGCGAUCAACCCCAUGGGAACGAAGGGGCGCCUCGCAUCGGCAUUUGCACACAUUCUCUACGAAAUGUCGCACUCUGAACUUCCGCAUCUGAUCCCCGCUUCGUUCAGGAAAUCAAUCUGCACACAUGCUCCUCAAUUCUCGGGAUCUGACCAGCAUGACUCGCAAGAAUUCCUCACCUUCUUACUCGAUGGUCUCCACGAGGACCUCAACCGUGUCCUUAAUAAACCAUCCAAUGGAACGACGCCAGAACGCGAGGCCGAACUGGAGCGGCUUCCUCAGGCGAUUGCCAGUGCACAGGAAUGGGAGAUUUAUCGGAUGCGGAAUGAUUCACUUAUUGUAGAUUUCUUCCAAGGACAAUUCAAGAAUCGGCUGGUGUGUUUGACAUGUCGUAAGACAUCGACAACGUAUAAUUCCUUCAUGUACCUUUCGCUUCCCGUGCCUUCCGUGAAGGGCCCGUCCAAGACAUCCCUGCAGUUGUGCCUAGAUGCUUUUGUCAAAGAAGAAGUGCUUUCAGGAACGGAGGCUUGGUAUGGUGUCGCGCAAUUUUAUGGCAUUGUUCUCAUGUCAUUACUAGGCACUGUCCGUAUUGCAAAACUUUGCGUAACGCCACCAAACAGCUCUCAGUUAUCACGCCUUCCGCCAAUCCUGCUUAUUCACCUGAAGCGCUUCUCGCACAAAGGGGUAUUCACAGACAAGAUCGAAACCGUCGUCGACUUUCCUCUCAAGGGUCUGGAUUUGACGAAUUACAUGCCUCCAGCUCUACCCCCUGGGAUGUGUAAUUCAACGAAUGGUAUUGGCGGUGAUGAUCCGCGAGUGCAGACGCCACCAUACAAAUACGAUCUAUACGGCGUGACGAAUCAUUUUGGAAAUCUAAGCAACGGACAUUAUACCGCUUUUAUCGCAUCUCGUGGAGGAUGGGUUUAUUGUGACGACAGUCGGGUCACGCCGACUGACGCCAAGGAUAUAGUGGGACGCCCAGCAUACGUGUUGUACUACAAGAGAACCGAAUCAUAG